This is a messenger RNA of Cotesia congregata, 4743 nucleotides long. Lineage: Eukaryota; Metazoa; Arthropoda; Insecta; Hymenoptera; Braconidae. The record is from the annotation of a GenBank genome assembly.
AUGAAUAACGAUUUUGAUACACUGAGCAUGAUUGUCAAUAAUGAAGAAAAUAAUCCAGAAAGUGUUUCUUCAUCUAAUACUACUAUUACAUCAGAUUAUCGGAUUUUAUGGAUGUGGAAUAAAAUAAUGAAAUUUUUUAAUCUUGACCACGAUCAUAAAAAUUUGUUCGAAAAAUUAUUUGAGGAAAAUGAAGUAGAAGAGAACCUGAUGAAAUUUUUCAAUUUAAACUCAAUUGAAGAAGUAAGUCUAGACAAUAUAGUUUUAUUCUUUUUUAAAACUUAUCGAAACGAAAUCAUACAAGAAGAGGUCGCAUUUUGGGAAGAAAAUAUUGAUGCAAUUUUUUUUCUUUUAUCUCUUUCAGAUAAAGGACGAUCUCAAAAACCGACCAAAAAUGCUUACGGAAAAGUCGAAAAAACUGAUGAAGAAAAGAAAAAAAAAGGGAAAAAAACUAAAAAGGGAAAAAAAGACGAAAAUUAUGAACCAAAUAAUGAGACUCUCAGCACAUUAUUUUCUGGUGUAACAACAACUCAUAUGUAUUUAGACGUUGAUGGCGAUGAUGAAGAUAACGCAGACCUUGUAACACCAGAAGAUUAUAAAGAAAAAAUUUCUGCACUAACUUCUCCAUUUGCACCAAUGCCCGGUGAAGAGGAUAAAUAUAUUCUUACACAGAAAGUGAUUGAUAAAGUCAUUGAGAUUCCAGUGAUACACAUGAUAUCUGGACGAAUAAAUUUGUCGGACCCAGAAUUAAUAGAAACAAAUUUUUUCUACUUUUUGAAAACAAGCGAUGGAAAAAUUCCUUACUUUGAUUCUCAGGAAACAUGCGAUAAUUGUAUGUUAAAUUAUAUAGCCGUUGGAUCAUUAAAUGGAAAUUUUUUAGAAUUUCUUAAUGAGAUGCUGACCAAUGUUUUUGAACCUCUGUUGGGAAACCAGUAUUAUACUGCAGCUUCAGAACAAUUCAAAAAAACUCAAAAAAUUAAUAACAGUAGUGACCGUGCUGUCAAAACUCAGAUCAGUCAUACUAAUACAGAAUCUUCGGUGAAUAAGAAUGAAAAAAUUAAACGAUCUCUGAGUGUUCAAAAAUCGUCGAUAAAAAAUGAAAAUUUGAAAAAAUCUCAAAAAAAUUUUACAUUAGUAGAAAAUAAUCAUACGAAUACGAGAAUUUCACUUGAUUAUGUCAAAGAACUGUUAAAAUAUCUUGAGGAACUGGUGUCAUGUGUGCAAUGGAAUUUGAUGAAUUCUGAAGAUGAUUUACUGUUACCUUUACCGAAAUCAUUAGACUUAAUGAAUUUUAAAUUAAAUCCAUCUGAUAAAAAUAUGCUUGAACAGGCGGAGAAUAUUGUUAUCAAUUGGGGGAAACAUAUAAAUAAAGUAUUAGAAAUGUAUAAAUUUCCCCUCGACAAUGGCCCUACGGCCAUCUGUGAUCAUUGGCACAAAAGAUUGAUUAGUUUAUCAAUAUUAGUAGAGAAUUUGAAUUCACCAACUGUGAAAAAAAUAAAAUCAAUUUUGAAUGAAGCUCGCUCAUCCAUACUAUCAGCAUUUUAUUGGUUUGAAAUUGAGCUCUGGAAAUCUUACACCGAAGCACGUGACAAUGAUAAGUUUCUAUUUACAGUAUCGCGGCACUUUAAAUUGAUAACUGAAUCCAGCAAUUUUCAAGUUAUAAAUGAAUCUUUUCCGUCAUUAUUGGAAGGAAUAAAAAUGAUUUGGAUUUUAUCUAAAUAUUUUAAUACUGAAGAAAAAAUGACAUUACUAUUAAGUAGCGUUUCAUGGCAAUUAUGUGAAAAUGUUAAGAAUACUUUAUCAGUAAAAGAAUUAUUCAGGAAACCAUUGAAAGAAAUAGUGGAGCAAACAAAAAAUGCUUAUACUAUGUUAAAAAGUUGGAAAAAUUUAUAUUUCGUAACCCGAAAAAGUAUUGAAUUAUCAGAAAAAGGAAAACGAUGGGAAUUUGAUCAAAACCGUUUGUUCAGUGAGAUUGACUAUAUUACAAAAGUUUGCAAUGAUUUUAACGAAAUAGCAAGUGUUCUUCAAAGCUAUUACAAUAUUUUUGGCCCAGAAUUGAAAUCAAUUAUUACUGAUCCGUCACAAAUAGAUGUUAUCGUAAAAAGGGUCGAUGAACUAAUUUUACCAAUUUCAAAUGCUGACUUUAAUAUUUUCAAUAAACUUAAUCAAGAAAAUUGGGAUGCUACAAUGGCUUGGUUUUAUUUAGAAGUAGCUUCUUUACAAAAAGAAGCGUUAUUUUUGAUUGAUGACUAUUUUAAAGCAUUAAUUAAUGCUGAACAAGCUUUAGAAGUACUUCUCAAAUUUAAAAAUUUCAAAACGAAACCCGCUAUUCAAGAAUGUUUGUUGAUGAAAUUUGACGUCAUUAUGCAACAAUUUAGCAAAGAAAUAAACCAGGUUGAAGAUAUAUUCAGUUCAGGUAAAAAAAAUCCACCAUUAUUAAAAUAUCAUGUGCCGAUUGCUGGCUCUAUAUUCUGGGUACGACAACUACUUAGUAGAUUACAAGGUCCAGUAAUGACAUUCAAAUCAGUCCUCGAACUUAAUCAGAGUAAUUUGAAAUCGUUAAUUUUUAGUCAGUAUCUAGAUGCUGUCAAACAAAUGAAACAGUUUGAAGAUAUGAAAUUUGAUUCCUGGAAUAACAAAGCUAACGCAGAUGUAUUGAAUACAAUGAAAAAUAAUAUUUUGAAAAUUACUCCCAUAGUUGAAAUAAUUCAUGAAGCCGAAAUGUUAGAGCAAUUAAAAUUUGAAUUGCCAAUAUCUAUGAGAGAUAAAAGUAUUCAAAAAGAUCGAUUGAAAGUAGAUAUUGAACUUACUCAAACAAUAAUUGAUCAGUAUAAUGAACUUAUGGAUCAAUUAGAUCCUGCCGAUGUAAACAUACCUAAUUAUGCUGCCCACAGUAAAAAAUUGUUGAAGAACUUGGAGUCAAUAAUUGCACAAGUGAAUCAUAUAAAAAAAGAUCUUGAUAGUCGAAUAGAGCAAAUCAGUACUUAUAAUUUAAUUACUAUAACUGAUUCAUUGGAUAUAAAUAAUCAGUUACUACAAUGCAACAUUUAUUUCUCAGAGAUUAAAAUUAAAAGAACAAAAUUAGUAAAUGGCAUGUUAGAAACAUAUCUGUCUAUUACUCCAAUAUUAAUAAAAUUAGAAAGUUUAGUUAAGAACACAACAUCUGGCAAAAGUAUAGCCAUGCAAUAUUUUUAUCAACGUUAUGAACAACAAAUUUUUACAGCGUUUGUAAACUGUUUGAGAAAAAACUUAGAUAUUUUAAAUAUUUUACUUUCAAACAAUCAAGCAAUUUUUACAGUGGAUGCAGUCUUAUUGUGUUCUGAAGUAGUUCUUCGGCCUUCUCCAAAUGAAAUAAAUAUAAUAGUUCUUCGAGAUGUUAAAGAUAUGCUUGAAAAAAUGAAAAUAUUUCCCAGGUGGAUAGCAAGAAGCUGUCACAAGUAUACCCAAGUAAAGGAAACAAAUUCAGAUGGCUUUUUUGACUUUAAUUUUUAUGAAGAUAUAAUGAGUAUUCAAGUCAUAUAUGAUAACAUUAUUGCUAUUAAAAAUACAGUUUAUGAAAUAACAUCACGUUGUCGGAAAUAUCUUCAUAGAUGGAAAAAAUACAGCAAUUUAUGGCGAGCUGAUAAACUUCAAGUUUGUGAGAAGUUCGUUAUGACAUGCUCUAGUCUGAAUGAAUAUGAUGAAAAAUUUACGUUUUAUGAUACAGUAAUUGAAGAAAUUGACGAGUGGACAUCAUACUAUGAUAUAUUUUGCAUAAGAAUCAACUUGGGCCCAUUACUGAAAAGUAUCAAAGAUCAUGCUCAAAAAUGGAAACAAAUUUUGGGGGACUAUCUUAUAACAGAAACUAAACAAUCAAUGAAAAAUUUUGCUUUGAAAAUAAAGAAAUUUCGAUCGGAAAUUGAACUUGUUAUCAAUAAUUUGGAUAAAUUCAAAGCUGUUUUGCAAACUAUUGCAGAUAUAAAAAAAAUUUCAAUACAAGCUAUCGUCCAAUAUGAUGAAUAUAAAGAAACAUUUAAAAUACUUAAAGCCCAUGGGAUUAAUUUUUUGUCUGAGGUUGAAGAACAAGCUUAUAUCAUUCAGGAAGAUUGGGAAUUAGUUUAUUCUGAGGCACUUUAUCGAGAUAUAAUAUUAGAAACUACAAAAGAACGGUUUCGUCAAAUGACUGAAAAUCAAAUUUCUGAUCUUCAAGCAGAAUGUGUGGAGUUUGCCCAAUAUUAUGAUAAAAAUGGACCAGCGAGCGUCGAGAGCGAUCUCGAUAGUGGAUUAGACAAAGUAGAAGAAUUUGAAGGUUUAAUAAGAACUUUAGAAAAACGACGGCUGGAUCUUGCGUAUGCAGAAAAUUUAUUUAACCUUCUACCAACAAAUUUUUCAAUUUUUGAGGAAGUUAAACAAAAUUUUCAAGACAUUAAAAUAAUAUAUUCUUUAUAUAAAACACAAAAAGAUGCAGAAAAUAUUUUGUCAAAAACUUCAUGGUCAGAUUUAAAUUUUCAAAAAUUGAUCAAUGAAAUAGAAUUUUAUAUCAGAGAAUUUAAGAAAUUUCCGAGUAGAAUUCAGCAGCUUGAUAUUGGUCAAAUACUUUUAGCAAAGAUGGAAGCAUUUAAAAGUUCAGUGCUAUUAUUCGUUGAUCUGAAACAUGAAGCUAUUCGCGAAAGACAUUGGAAGGAAUUGAUGGACAAAACAGGAAAACAUCUUGACAUAACUUCUCAUAAAUUAGAUGAUGAAGAAAAUAAAGGACUUUCUCAAUGA